AUGGUUGUGCCGAGCGAUCCGGCUAGCGACCGGCGCUGCACUGAUUCCGGGUCAGGCAGUGUGAAAUGGGCUACCGGGCAUGUGGAGGUGAAGGGACGGGCCUCACAUGCGAAAUGGAUGACUGGACCCAAUAACAAGCUACAGCUGAGGAACAACUUAUCCAUUGGCACAUGGAAUGUUAGAGGUUUACUUCACGCAGGAAAACUAAAUCUCCUUGAACGAGAGCUGAUGAGGGAGAAGGUUGACAUAUGUGGCAUCUCUGAAACCCACUGGAAGGAUCAAGGACAUUUCCACACGGAACACCAUAACAUAUACAUGCCAGGAGGUGCGAACAGAGGACGGAAUGGAGUCGCGUUCUUGGUUAGCAGGAGGAUUGCACAGACGGUGCACUCGUAUGAGCCCAUCAAUGACAAAAUAAUCAAAAUCACCCUUGCAGCUAGAUCGAGAAACCUUCACCUGGUACAGGUGUAUAUGCCUACAGGCGACGCUCUUGACGAAGAAAUCGAGUCAAUCUAUGGUGAUGUGGAGGAUCUCCUGAGAAAUAUACCCUCGAAGGAACCAGUAGUAAUCAUUGGAGACUUCAAUGCCAAGGUGGGGAAGGUCGAGGAGGCUCACCUAAGAGGCACAGGGGGAGCAUUUGGACUGGGUGUGAGGAACGAGAGAGAAGAACGCCUCAUUCAGUUUGCGGUGGAGAACGACCUGGCCAUCAUGAAUACCAUGUUUCAACACCAUCCUCGAAGACUGUCGACUUGGAUCAGUCCCAAUAAGGAAUACCGAAAUCAAAUUGACUACAUGAUGAUCAAAAAGAGAUGGAGGACAUUGAUAAGAAAUGUCAAGCCUGGAGCGGACUGUGACUCUGAUCACAAACUACUACUAGGAGCCUUCAGCAUAAAACUCCACUUCCUGAAGAGGGGGAAAAAACAGGAUAUAACACGAAUUGGAAACAUGGAGGCCUUCCAACAAAAUCUCAUGGAUAACGCUGACUGGGGAAGGAGCGAUGAUCCAAACAAAUGCUGGGAAAACAUCAAGAAAUGGAUCAAAAGGGCAGUCAGGGAAAGCGGAGCAAUAGAAAUCCGGAAGAAGAAGCACUGGAUGACCGAUGCAAUGCUGCAACUGGUGGAAGAGAGGCGACGUAUCAGAGGCAGUUUGGGUAACGCAGGUAACGCAGAUAACGCGGACCGAUUACGCUGGAUCAGCCAACAGAUCAAACAAGCAUGUAAUCAGGAUAAAAACAACUUCCUAAAAAACAUAUGCUCUGAUAUUGAACGACACGCCAACCGACACGAGUCCCAUGAACUUUUCAAAACGGUCAAGUACCUGACCAAGGAAUUCAAGCCUCAAACCCAAGUAAUCAAGAAUGAGCAGGGCGCGAAGAUCACGGACCCAAAAGGCAUUGCAGAAACAUGGCGACAGUACUGCACCAACCUGUACAGGGACGAACAUAGUCAAGUGGGCCCCCCAUGUGGGCCCUAUGAGCAACUGGAACCUCCCAUCUUGCGCUCAGAGGUAGAAAAAGCAAUUGGGCAGCUGAAAAAGGGGAAAUCACCCGGGGCAGAUGGCAUAACCGCAGAAGUGAUCAAAACCAUGGGCUAA
Molecule: messenger RNA, 1593 nt
Organism: Temnothorax curvispinosus
Lineage: Eukaryota; Metazoa; Arthropoda; Insecta; Hymenoptera; Formicidae
Product: craniofacial development protein 2-like
Exons: 1
Coding region: 1-1593 (530 amino acids)
Biological process (GO): chromatin remodeling
Cellular component (GO): nucleus
Molecular function (GO): catalytic activity
Source: RefSeq, a predicted model, not a curated record